Phytophthora infestans T30-4 is the source of this 750-nucleotide messenger RNA. RefSeq lists its product as uncharacterized. Gene Ontology annotation, molecular function: protein binding. The transcript has a single exon. The coding region runs from base 115 to 750 and encodes 211 amino acids. The record is from RefSeq and is a predicted model, not a curated record. NCBI's taxonomy places the organism in Eukaryota, Oomycota, Peronosporomycetes, Peronosporales, Peronosporaceae.
ACCAGCCCAGUGACAGCACGUACGAUCGAAGCGCUAUUUGAGCCCAGCGCCGCCAGCCCCCAGAACCACCUCCCUCUUCAUUCCUAGAGCUUUGCUGCCACCACUGAUUCCAGCAUGGGGCAAGGAUUAUCCCAUAACGGUAUGCCCAGCGGCGGGGACUUCUAUGGGGCCCCUAUCUACGCGACCAGCCUCAGCCAUGACCGGCAGACGGAGGUUCGCGUAAGUGGAGACUCGGAUACAGUACAAAUCGGCCCACGCGCGCAAUUACCGUAUCUGGAAAUGCCCGGCAUGCGCAAGCAGGAUUUCUUCCGACGGUUAGGCCUGGUGGUCAAGACCCGCGGCAGCCGAAUCACGCAGAACGCCGAGGUUGUGAUCGCCGACUUUUACAGACUAGACGGGAAGCGCUUCGUUCCACGGGAUCACGGGCAAGGACCGCAGCCUACGGACUGGCACGGACUCAAAGGACCCGCUGAGGCCAGUUGCGGCCUGCGCGCUGGGGACACGCUCUACGCUAUCAACCACCGACUGGUUAUGAACAAAUCCAAGGGGCAGGUACUUCGGCAGAUCAACUCCCUGCUGGAGAAGGGCGACGGCACGGCUGUCGUCCUUACAUGGAAACAUACAGACGAGGUUGAUGUCGUGUCCUGGGAAAACGAGUUGUGCAUGCCACCGCCUGAAGGCGUAUACACGCAGAUGGAGAACGAGUGGGGACCUGCGAGACCAAGCAAGAUCUCAUCUGUCUCCAUCUAG